Messenger RNA from Morone saxatilis (striped sea-bass), 2234 nucleotides. RefSeq names its product multidrug and toxin extrusion protein 1-like. Bases 147 to 1892 code for a protein of 581 amino acids. Gene Ontology annotation, biological process: xenobiotic detoxification by transmembrane export across the plasma membrane. The transcript has 17 exons. The record is from RefSeq and is a predicted model, not a curated record. Gene Ontology annotation, molecular function: antiporter activity; xenobiotic transmembrane transporter activity. NCBI's taxonomy places the organism in Eukaryota, Metazoa, Chordata, Actinopteri, Moronidae. Gene Ontology annotation, cellular component: membrane.
GUAAAUUAAUUAGUAACCUUUUGAGAUGUUGCAAUCCUUAACAGAACAUUGGCGAAUUCUGUCCCUGGAGAUCAGAGAUACACAUGUGAACAGAACGGGCCGAUGCUUCAGUGGAAAAACCUGCAUUAGAAUCGAAUGCUACAGACAUGGAGGGGUCCAGUGACAAGCUUUUCUGCUGCAGGUGGGUGCGCCACAGGGUUCCCCUGGCCCACAGAGAGGAACUCUACCACAUCCUGAGGAUGACAGGGCCUCUGCUGCUGUCUCGAAUCCUCAAUUACCUGCUUCCAUUUGUGGUUACGAUGUUCUGUGGGCGUCUGGGAAACGAAGUGAUGGCUGGCUAUGGAUUAGCUUCUGCUACCAUUAAUGUUACCACUGCAGCAACAGGUUGUGGUCUGGGACUGGCAUGUGAUACUUUGGUGUCUCAGACAUUUGGUGGUAGGAACCUGCUGCGGGUGGGAGUGAUCCUUCAGCGGGGCAUCAUCAUCCUGCUGUUGUUCUGUCUGCCCUGCUGGGGCCUUCUCAUUAAUGCUCAGGCCAUACUGUUAUGCCUGGGCCAGGACCCUGAGGUGACCAGAAUAGCCCAGCUGUAUAUUACAUCCUUUCUUCCAGCUGUUCCAGCAAUGUUUUUACACCAGCUUCAGGUGACUUAUCUGCAGAACCAGGGUAUAAUACUGCCACAAAUGUACACUGCUGCCAUGGCAAACAUAGCAAAUGUGCUGACAAACUACAUCUUUCUUUACUGGCUGGAUCUGGGUGUUAGUGGGUCUGCAGCAGCCAAUACUCUGUCUCAGGUUUACAUCUGUGCUUUUCUGUUUGCUUACAUUUGGUGGAAGAGGCUCCAUGUAACAACAUGGGGAGGCUGGUCUAUAGAAUCACUGCAGGAGUGGGGCUCCUACAUGAAACUGGCCAUUCCCAGUACAUUAAUGACUUGUUUCGAGUGGUGGGUUUAUGAGUUUGGGGGAUUCUUUGCAGGAAUGCUGAGUGAAGAUGAGCUGGCAGCCCAACAUGCUGUGAUAAUGGUGGCUUUCAUAACCUACAUGUUCCCUCUUGGUAUUCAAGCUGCAGCAUGUGCCCGUGUGGGAAAUGCUCUCGGUGCAGGAGACACUGCCAGGGCGAUCCUCACCAGCAAGAUGUCACUUGCUCUUGCAGGUAGCUUUGCAGUUGUUGAAGGUAUUGUGCUUGGCUCCACUAAAACAGUGAUUGGCUUCAUCUUCACCUCCGAUGAGAAGAUCAUAGGUCUGGUCUCCCAUUUGAUGAAUGCUUACUGUUUCCUUCAGUUCUUUGAUGGUCUUGUGUGUGUGUGCACGGGCAUCUUCUUGGGAACAGGCAAACAGAAGAUACCAGCUGUGGCUAAUCUCAUUGGAUACUACUGCAUAGGACUGUCACUCAGCGUUACUUUAAUGUUUGUCGCAAAACUGAGAGUUUUAGGCUUUUGGCUGGGACUGCUCAUUUGUGUCGUCUUACAGUCCACCUUCUAUAUCAUUGUCAUCAUCUUCAAGCUCAACUGGAAGAGAAUGACAGAGGAGGCUGUAAAACGAGCUCAGAAAAAGACACAGAUGACAUUGUUAGGCACAGCUGACCAGACAGCAAAUAAUGGGAGUUCAGUGGAUGGCUACACGUCUGUGAGCACUGACUGCCAUGAUGGGACCACGGAGACACAGAGUGAAAAUGUGGUCCAGCAGCUGAAGGGUGGCCCUCUCUCCACCACCCAGCUGAUCCUCAGACGGGGCCUUACUAUGUUUGCAGCAGUUGCUCUUCUGGUUGUGGGAGCAAGUGUGCACUUCCUCGUGCCCUUGCCACAGACUCUGCCUUCAGAGGCCAACUUUACUUUGGACUGGAUCAAUAGUACUGAUCAAAUUUUCUCCACUGUGCUUGUAGAAGUGUCUGGGUAACCUUGAGAGCUCUGAUCAUAAAAUCAUUGUUUGUGCUCAAUGCCAGAAAAACAUUGAAUUUUAGACUCUUGUGGACUCAUUAUCUUUGACAGAAAGUGGCACAACACAGGCAUGUUUGAUUUAAAAAAAUAAAGUAAAUUAAUGGUGGGGGUAAUAUUUUGCUUUUAGAGGUUAAUUCAUUGUUUGAUAAAUUCCCCACUUGUAAUUGAAAAGACAGCAUUGGUGUUUUUAGAAAGACCAAAGACAAGGUAAACCACUUGAAUACAAGGCAGGGUGGACCAAUUAUUUGUCCUUGUACUACUAUAUUCAUGUAUGUCAAAUUCACAUACUUCAGGUCAAUGU